Molecule: messenger RNA, 2765 nt
Organism: Cuscuta campestris
Lineage: Eukaryota; Viridiplantae; Streptophyta; Magnoliopsida; Solanales; Convolvulaceae
Source: the annotation of a GenBank genome assembly
GGUGGACAUGCAGUCAGCUUUCUAGGGUCAGAAAUUCCCUAGGUUCGUUUGCUCUGAUAUCAAGCAUUCAAGCCUAAGGGUGGGCAAAUGGGUCAAGGAACCGCGAGUCGGAACAGAACCGACAGGCGUUUAAUCGCCCUCUGGAGAGUAUCUGAAGCAGCUUUGAGAGUUGAAACCAAAUAUUUCUUGGAAUCUCUACCUCAAAACCCGGUUUUUUUGCCUUACAUUCUUCUUCUUCUUCUUCUUGGCGCCGUCUAUUCUUCAACUUGGGUGGAGAUUGUUGUGCAAGCCAUGGGCACUCCCAACUUGGAAGCAGAUAAAAUGUUAGAUGUCUAUAUAUAUGAUUAUCUUGUGAAGAGGAAGAUGAAUCUUUCUGCAAGGGCAUUUUGUGCUGAAGCAGAAGUGCCCGCAGACCGAAAAGCAUUUGAUACUCCAGGUGGUUUUCUUUUUGAAUGGUGGUCAAUUUUUUGGGACAUUUUCAUUGCUAGGUAUAGAUGCCCUGCUUCAGGAUCUAGUUCUUCUCCCAAUGAGAUCGUAAUGCUGAAACUACAGGAGCAGCAGCAGCAGCAACAACAUCAUGGUGUGGGGCAGCAGCAGCAGCUUCAACAAUUGCUACUGCAAAAGCAUAUUGAACAGCAAACACAGAGACAACGAGAAGAGACUCGAUAUGAAUGUGGUGCUGACAAUGAAACUCAAUCAAGACAAAGCCGUGGGGCGGUGAAUGCCCAAACCAACAGUAAAUCUUCUUUGCUGGGGCCGAAUAGGAAGCCCAUGCAGUGUAGGACUGGUAGUAAUGCUCGUCAGCCUUUGGAUCAAAGUUAUACAGCGAUGUUAACUUCAGGAACACAUGGAGAUCAACAUCCACGUCGUGCAAAUCCUGGUGGGAAUCAAAGAUGUUUUUCUGGGAUGAAGGAUCAACCAAAGCAGCCUCAUAUUUCCCAUGGCCCAAAUAAUACAUUGAAUCCCUUAACAUGCCUCAAGUCUGCUGUCUCGGAUGAUUCUCUAACUCAACUUUAUGGAUCAAAUCACGGAGUGGGUACUUUGCCUUUGAAGGGUUGGUCACUAACGGGAUUUGAGCAGCAUCAAUCUGGACUUUCUCAGCUGCGAAGCCCUUUGGUGCAUCCAUCUCAACCCUCCCAGCAACUUCAGCUGCAACAGCAAAUUCACAGGCUUCUUGGUGAUCAGUAUAUGAAUGUCAGGAAAGACACACAACCACAUUUUUUGACUGAUAUGGUUCCCAAUGCAUUGCCAGUUCAAGCAGGCCUCCCCCUUUUUCCUGGUGCCGAUGAAACACUAGUCAAGCUCUAUCAGUUAGAAUUGGCAAAGGCCAACCGAAGCCAACAACAAUAUCCAAGGCCUACUGCACUCCGUCAAUGCACAGAUAUUUCGAGAUAUAAAUUUGCACAGCAAGAAAAUGCCAUUGUUGCAACUAGCAACAGUGCCAUUGAGGCAACCUUUUCAAACACUUCAAGAGAUAAUGAUCAGAACCCACGUCUAAGAAAAAGGAAGCUACCAAUGUCACCAAACCCAACCAGCAGCUCUGGUACAGCAAAUACAAUUGGACCAUCCCAAAGUUCAUCACCCUCUUCCCCUUCAACAACCCAACCAACAGAAGAUGGGGCUUCAGUACCUUCGCUGCUUCCAGAUAGCAAGUCACAGAAAUUUUGCAGCAGUGUGCGUGCUGAAACACACGCAUCAGUGUCUAAUCAGAUGGCUGAUAUUGUUCGCCUUAUGAGUCAUGGGUCUGUGGACGACAAUGUUGAUUCUUUCCUUGAUGAAAAUGUGGGUGGGUCUGAAGAUGUGUCUGCUCAGUGCAUGGGUAUUACAUUCUCAAAAGUUGGAAGCAUUGAACCCAAUGCGGUCAACUGCUUUGACUUCUCAUAUGAGGGUGAACUUAUAGCAACUGGGGGAGAUGAUAACAAGGUUGUCUUAUGGUGCACAGAUUCCAAGGAGCAGAAGUUUAUACUUGAAGAGCACUCUAACAAAAUAACAGACGUUCGUUUUAGCCCAAGACUGCCGCUGCUUGCUUCAUGUUCCGUGGACAGGAUGAUUAAAAUUUGGGAUGUUCAUAACCCAGGGCAGUCAAUACGAACCUUUACUGGGCAUUCUGCCUCUGUCAUCUCAGUUGACUUUAACCCAAAAGACGACAACCUUAUCUGCUCUUGUGAUGACGCUAGUGCCAUUCGGUAUUGGAACAUAAAAGAUGGUUCUUGUGCUGGAAUUUCGAAGGCUGUUGCAGCUCAAGUCAGGUACCAGCCUGCUCAUGGGAUCUUUCUUGCUGCAGCUGUUGGGGAUGGUGUGUCAUUGAUAGAUUGUGAAACUAAUCAAACCUGCAGAUACCCUCUGAAGGGGCAUGCGUCAAAAGUUCAUUGUGUAUGCUGGAGCUCUUCCGGGGACUACUUAGCAUCUUUGAGUGAAGAUUUGGUUAGAGUAUGGAAAAUUGGCUCCGGUGGAGACCCAAAGUGCAUUCAUGAGUUGAGCAUAACCGGGAAAAGAUUCCGGACGUGCAACUUUCAUCCAACCCACCCUUCUUUCUUGAUUGUCGGUACCCACCAGUCCCUGGAGUUUUGGAACAUGGCGGAGAACAAGACAAUGGCAGUCCUUGAGGAGCCUAUCUCUGUAUUGGCAAGUUCAACAAUUACUGGUUUGGUAGCCUCGUCCAGCUGGGGCAAAACGGUCAAGCUGUGGAAGUGAACAUAGGCUUGUUUGGCUUACUGAAUUUCUAUUCCAGCCUUAACCCUGAUGAAGAAAGGUAAUGGUUCUGA